AUGAAAGAUCCUGUAGAUUUUAAUGAUGGAAAUGCUAACAAAACUAUAUUUUUAUGGACAGCCCUAAUGGUCGUAGAUUUCCUGGCAUUUCACCAUGAGUGCUCGUCUGUGGGCAAAGCCGUCAUGUGGCAAUAUUUCUUCAAAAACGACUCUGACAGCGCCGCCAUCAGCACGUCAGCAAGCGAGGAUUUACUAUGUCAGUGGCAGAAAUAUUUUAUAAACUAA
This is a messenger RNA of Danaus chrysippus (African queen), 225 nucleotides long. NCBI's taxonomy places the organism in Eukaryota, Metazoa, Arthropoda, Insecta, Lepidoptera, Nymphalidae. The record is from the annotation of a GenBank genome assembly.